Messenger RNA from Bombus pyrosoma, 751 nucleotides. RefSeq names its product trafficking protein particle complex subunit 3 (gene Bet3). Bases 169 to 705 code for a protein of 178 amino acids. NCBI's taxonomy places the organism in Eukaryota, Metazoa, Arthropoda, Insecta, Hymenoptera, Apidae. The record is from RefSeq and is a predicted model, not a curated record. Gene Ontology annotation, cellular component: cytosol; cis-Golgi network membrane; TRAPP complex. Gene Ontology annotation, biological process: intra-Golgi vesicle-mediated transport; endoplasmic reticulum to Golgi vesicle-mediated transport. The transcript has 3 exons.
ACAUUAUAUAAACAUUUCGCUAAAUAAUAUAAAAUAGUUUAGAUCUUUGUAAUUAUUUAGCAUAAUUAUAAAGGUAUAAAUAAUUUGAUAAUAAAUUAAAAAUUAAAUGGCGAAUAUCGACUCUGUCAACCAUAGCCGAUUGAAGAACCGUACACAACAUAUAUAAAUAUGUCACGAGCAGGCACGAAACUUGACUCAAAAAAAGUUAAUUCUGAAUUGUUUACAUUGACAUAUGGAGCAUUGGUAGCCCAAUUACUAAAGGAUUAUGAAAAUGUAGAAGAUGUAAACAAACAGCUGGAAAGAAUGGGUUAUAAUAUGGGAAUUCGUUUAAUAGAAGAUUUCUUAGCUCGAACUGGAUCUGGUCGAUGUUAUGACUUUCGAGAUACAGCUGAGAAAAUACAAACUGGGUUUAAAAUAUUUUUGGGAAUAACACCGACGAUCACAAAUUGGAGUGCUGCUGGUGAUGAAUUUUCUUUAUGUUUUGAAGCAAACCCAUUAACAGAAUUUGUUGAAUUACCAGAUCAUUGUUUAAAUUUAAAAUAUUGUAAUGUAUUAAUUGGAGUAUUAAGGGGAGCUUGUGAAAUGGUACAAAUGGAGAUCGCCUGUUGGUUUGUACAAGAUCAACUAAAAAAUGAUAAUGUAACUGAAUUACGCGUUAAAUUUAUUAAAAGAUUAGAAGAUGCUAUCCCAGCAGGUGAAGAUUAAAUAAUCUUGUUAUUAAAGGUUAUGGAAGUGAAGUGCAAACGUUGUA